Bombus terrestris (buff-tailed bumblebee) is the source of this 905-nucleotide messenger RNA. RefSeq lists its product as uncharacterized. The coding region runs from base 1 to 489 and encodes 162 amino acids. Lineage: Eukaryota; Metazoa; Arthropoda; Insecta; Hymenoptera; Apidae. The transcript is spliced from 3 exons. The record is from RefSeq and is a predicted model, not a curated record.
AUGAACACGGAUGUUUGUCAAGAUAAUGUACCAAGAUUUGAAAAACUAGCGAAACCAAGAAAAAGAAUCGAUAAAACCAAUAACUACAAUGCCUUCAAUGUAAAACGUGGAGCAUUAUCUUAUCAAAUUACGGAUUCGUUAAACAAAUUAGCCCAACCUAAACGAAAACCAGGCACAAACGUGUCUAAUAUAUCCAACUUUAGCGUUAAAAGUUCUCCCAUAAAUACAGUGAAACAAGGACAUCAUAAAUUGAUAAAUAGCAGCGAACAAUCGAAGGACGCGCAAGAAUCGAGGAAGAAGAGAUUUUUACUGGAUACUUAUGCUCGUAUCACUGCGGCUAGGAAUAAAGGAUGUUCAAAACGAUUGCAUGAACUCGCGAAACCGAAAAGUUACAUGAUUCGUACCGAGCCAUACGACGAUUUCGAGAAUUACUUGCAAAUGAUGAAAAAAUGCAACGCUUCAGGAAAAAAGAUAACUCAUAAUCCAUAAACGAUGUAAUAUAAAAUAAAGAACGUCUAUAAAAUGUCUCGAUAAUUACUAAUUUCUAUUUAACGCGGACAUUUGCGUCGGCGAAAAACAAACGAAGGCUUGAUCUCUUUUAAAACUUGGCAGUCUCGGUUCACGUAACACGGACACAAUAAAGUCGCAUAAAAUGAAAUAGCUAUAUCGAAAAUGAGAAAUUUAACGCAAAAUCGUAACGCACAACGAAAAGUAUCACCGUUAACAAUCUUAAUAUUCUCUUCUUCGUUGGUAAAUUGAAGUAACAUUUAACCUGUAUAAUGAGCUAAAUUCGCGAAGGUGUCGUUGAUAAAGAAGUUUAUUUUCUAUUCUUCUCUCGAAUCUAAGCCCAUGUUAUGAAGCGUUCAUGUAGUGAUUAGAAACUAGUUCCGAAAACUUGUAAAAAA